CAUCAAUUUCGUUUUCUCCAUCUCUUCCAUGGCCUUGUCGCGGUCCCUUCAACCUGGCCUGCAGUGCCUACGACAGGCCACUUUUUUGCGUCAAUUUUCUUCAUCGCUGCCUCUUCUGCAGUAUGGCAACAGCAAUAGCGACGGCUUCAGAUCUCAUUACUAUCAGCCCAUGGCAGAAUUCCAGAGCGGCUUGGUACCAACACCGACGGCCAUAGAACAAAUGCCAGUCCGCGACAAUGCUGGUCCUACUCCCGAGCAUGUCUGGAAGACUCAUGUAAAGACUGUGUAUGACGCUACCAAAGAUAUGUCUCCUCCAACGGCUUACUCUGGUCGCACGGUCAGGGUUCGCACCAACAUCAUGGACUCUUACGCCAUGCUCUCCAACCUCCUCCAGCGAAACAAUGUGCGAAGAGAAUUGGGCAAGGCUUCGCGACACGAGAAGAAGGGCGUCAAGCGGCGGAGACUGGCCAGUGAAACCUGGCGGAGAGUAUUUGCACACGAGGUCCGGAAUUCUGUCCAACUUGUAGCCAAAAUUCGCAGUCGCGGAGCUUGACAUGUGUACCGAAUUAAUGUAAACGUUUCGAUAUUCUACCUGUGUGAUUUGCCAUUCUAUGCGUUAAGUAUGUGCGUCUUUUGGGCCCUUUUAAUUCAUGCAUUUCCUCCAUCAUGUGUCGUUACCGAUCCUAAUUUACGGUCACAAGACGCUCGUCC
Messenger RNA from Guyanagaster necrorhizus, 711 nucleotides. RefSeq lists its product as uncharacterized. Gene Ontology annotation, molecular function: structural constituent of ribosome. Bases 170 to 553 code for a protein of 127 amino acids. Gene Ontology annotation, biological process: translation; mitochondrial translational initiation. Gene Ontology annotation, cellular component: mitochondrial small ribosomal subunit; ribosome. The record is from RefSeq and is a predicted model, not a curated record. NCBI's taxonomy places the organism in Eukaryota, Fungi, Basidiomycota, Agaricomycetes, Agaricales, Physalacriaceae. The transcript is spliced from 3 exons.